UUGUUUUCUUUUGCGUGUGUCAAAUCCGCUACGCAUUUUCAAAUUUUCUGGACAAAAUAAAUUGAUUUGAUCCGAUUAUAGAGUGGACAAGUGAAAUUUUAGUGGAAUUUGAGGACAAAUCUCCUGCUGAGCGUUGUCCGGGACCUAUGAUGAGCCAAUAUUGAACUGGAAGACAACGGAUUCGAAAAUUCAGAUAGCACUCAACAUCAACACAUCGUGAGCAAUAAUGUCGGCUGAAUCGGCUGUCUACGAAGCGCUGAUGUAUGCAUGUAGCCAGGAUGCUCAGAUGCUAAAGCCGGCCGAACAGAAACUUGCAGAAUGGGAAGUGCAGCCCGGAUUUCACCUGACUUUGGUGAAGUUGUUCUCCGAUCAAUCACUUGACGCCAACGUAAGAUGGAUGGCUUCGCUAUACUUCAAGAAUGGAGUUCUGAAGUACUGGAGGAAAAAUGCACCCAAUGCAAUACCGGUGGAGGAAAAAACUGAAAUUAAAAAAUUGCUGCUAUUGAGGUUCAACGAACCGGUUCAGCAAAUUGCCGUUCAAAUCGCCGUGCUGAUAGGAAACAUUGCUCGCUAUGAUUGCCCUCAAGAUUGGAUAGAACUGGUGCCGACACUAGUAGAAGUAGUGCAAAGCAAUGAUUUGUUGGUGCAACAUCGGGGGCUAUUGAUUCUUUUGCAUGUAGUGAAAGUACUAGCGUCAAAGCGAUUUCAGCGCGACAGGAUCCACUUUGAGGAACUCACAACAAAGUUGUACGACUUCAUUCUAAACCUGUGGGAUGCGUUCACGCAGCUCUUCUACACCAACAUCCAAGAGCAAGCUACACUUGAUUUGUGUACUACGAAUUUAGAGAAAGCAAUUAUUUCCCUGCGAAUUUUAAAGAAACUGACUAUUUUUGGAGUGUCUGCGCCUCAUCUCAACCCCAAAUGUAUGAUGUUCAUUCGGGUUGUUUUUCAUAGACUAAAGGAAUUGCUGGACUGUCGGCGGCAAGUCAAGCUCAUAGAAAAGCGGCAACAACUUCCAAAUAAGUUAUCGGAACAGGUGGAGAAAUUUAUCAUCAAACACAUGAAGUUCCUGAACUUGUUCUUCGAUACACAUCCUGCAUCGUUCGUCGAGUUCAUUCCAGCGGCCUUUGAAUUUUCAUUCAACUACGUCUUCCACGAAGGGACGAAUCUCAUCUUCGAGGAUAAUGUCAUCACAUUCCCAAACUUUGCCAUACAGUGCUUGAAUCUAAUUAAGGGAAUAUUGUCUCACAACUUGAUCCACGUGGAUCGUGAGAAAGAACAAAUAAUCAAUGCAGCAAAGAACGAAUUCUUUACACCCGAACGACUGAGCUAUAUUUUUGAGAAAAUCAUUAUGCAUUACUUCCUCCUUACUUCUGAAGAAUUCGAACUAUGGGACAGCGAUCCGGAAAGUUAUGUUUCGGACGAAGGUGGCGAUUCGUGGAAAUACAAUCUAAGGUCAUGCACGGAAGCAUUUUAUAUGAUUCUGUUCCAGAAGUACAGUCCCAUGUUGAUAGUGGAGCUCCAGAAGUUUAUAUCGAAGUCUCAAUCGAUAACGUUGACGGAAGCAUCGGAUAUGAGUGAUCUGUUGAUCAAAGAUUCUAUCUACAACGCUACUGGGCUGGCUGUUUUCAACCUAUUCGACGAGAUCAACUUUGACCAAUGGUUCACUCAACAGCUGCUUGAGGAACUAAAGUUCAAAUCACACAAUUUCCGCAUAAUACGCCGACGUAUCAUCUGGCUAAUCGGGCGAUGGACAGGAGUUAGCUUUUCAAAAUCACUGCGACCCGACGUGUAUCGUGCUUGUGUCGAGCUGUUGCAUCCUUCGGAAGAUUUGGCAGUUCGUCUUACGACGUCCAAAACACUCAAAAACAUCAUGGAUGACUUCGAGUUCGAGGCGGAGCAGUUCCUGGAGUUUCUGGAACCGGUUAUUGCACUGCUGUUCGCCCUUCUGAAGGAAGCGCACGAGUGUGAUACCAAGAUGACUGUCCUGUACGUGAUGUCGUUCAUCAUCGAAAAGAUGUCGAUGUGCAUCAAACUGGAGGUCGAUAAUCUGAUCCAAUAUCUUCCGCUGCUGUGGGAGGAAAGCCGGGAACACGAUAUGCUGCGCUGUGCCAUAAUCUCUACUUUGCUGCAAAUCAUAAAAGGACUGUAUGAAAUUCCUUCGCCGGAUCCGAUAGUUGCAUUUAUUUAUCAGAUCAUUGAGAUGAGUACAAACAUCAAUGAACCGUCGCAUGUGUAUUUAUUGGACGAAGGCUUAGAGUUGUGGUUAAUCGUCGUGCAAUACAGCAGAACGAUGAACCAUGACCUGCUGAAACUCUGUGAUAAUUUGCUACCCUUGAUUGAGCAAUCCUCCAGUAAUUUGCGAACGUGUCUCGCCAUCACCCAGACAUACAUCUUUUUGUGCCCCGAUGAAUUCCUGCCGCGGUAUGGAAAGGACAUCAUCAAAACCUGCCACUAUCUUCUGACUGAUCUGCGUACUGAAGGCGUUAUCGUUAUUUAUCGACUGUUCCUUACAGUACUGCGAAUUGCACCAAAGUAUUCUAUCGAGCUGCUCAGGCCCUACCUGGUUGAAGUGUUUAAGAAAUACUACGAGCAUGAAGGAUUCAUCCAGAUCAACCAAAUCUACCUGCAAAUGAUUGCGAGGGUUUUAAUACUCGACCAGGUAACAUUCAGUAUGAUUCUCAACGAACUGGGCAUUUCUGAUGCAAUGGAGAAAAUUGUUACAUCAUGGUUGGUUGACAUGCCUGCGGUGGCCCGGAACAACGAGAAAAAACUGCUGGCAUUGGCUUUGACCAGCCUAAUGACGGUGUCCAGUGAUAUUAUUUUCGAGAACUUCAGUGCCAUCAUGGCGAACAUUAGCGCGACGCUCAACGACAUCACCAACGAAGAUGAGCAAACGGGCACUAAAGUGGACUCUCUCAUACUCACUGACGAUAACGAAGGAGAAAUCGGAAUGAUGAUGUUUGGCUACGGGUUCAUUGAUACCGAAAAUAUGCAGAAUGAAACUCCUCAUUACGAUAGGUGCCGGGUAGUUUGUUUGCAAGAUCCAACGCAUGUUAUUGUGUUGAAGGAUUAUCUACAAAAUCAGUUAAUCACGCUGAAAGGAACGAUUGGAGAUGAACGAUACCAAACAUUGCUCUCACGCAUCGAUAUACAAACACUGAAAGAGCUCAGCGAUUUCGUUUCGCUCGGAGUGCAGCUUCCCCUGGAACAAGACUUACAGUAGCAUCGUGUUGGCAGCAGCUCGAAAUGGCCUUCUUUUAACUAGUUGUUUUAACGUUUUCCAAAUUAAUGUUCUCAUUUAUCAAACUUUUAUUUAUAUCCUGUCCAUCCACCCAGAAAUAUUGGCAAUGAUGAUACAAACAUAAAUACGCUUCCCUAUGUUGUUAGUCAAUAGAUGUAGGAAGAUUCACAAAUAUCAAACUGCUGUCUACUAUUAGAAGAUAUGCAAGCGGUAACGGUCUGAUUUGAAUGGUUUUGUUGACCAUGAGCGUUCGAAACUGUCGAGACCAUUGGAAAUAUAUGUUUUCUUUUUCGAAA
This is a messenger RNA of Aedes albopictus (Asian tiger mosquito), 3540 nucleotides long. RefSeq names its product importin-11 (gene Impbeta11). Gene Ontology annotation, biological process: protein import into nucleus. Gene Ontology annotation, molecular function: small GTPase binding. The transcript has 13 exons. The record is from RefSeq and is a predicted model, not a curated record. The coding region runs from base 227 to 3226 and encodes 999 amino acids. NCBI's taxonomy places the organism in Eukaryota, Metazoa, Arthropoda, Insecta, Diptera, Culicidae. Gene Ontology annotation, cellular component: cytosol; nuclear envelope.